AUGUCAAAUGUAUUAAAUGAUUUUGAAAUUCUUAUCAAAGCUUUUGAAAAAGCUAAAAAGAUUGUUGAUGCUGAGGGUAUUCCAAGCUUUUAUAUCCGUUGUUUGAUGGAGCUGGAAGACUUUGUAACUGAAUGUUGGGAUGACAAAGAAGGUCGGAAGCAAAUGAGCAAGAACAAUGCUCGUGGUUUAACAACCCUUCGCCAACGUCUCCGAAGGCACAACAGGGAUUAUGAAAACGAAAUAAAGAAAUAUAGAGAGCAUCCAGACGAAGGUGAAGAAGUAGAGGAAUGUUCGGAUGAAGACAAGUCUGAAUCUGAAAGUGAUGAUGACAUGGUAACACAAUGUGCUUUCUUAAAAAAAGGAGUUAUGGAUUCAGAGGGAAAGGCUGAGGGUUCUUCUUCUGAUGAUGAUGAUGACGAUGACGACAUGCACUGGUCUAAUUGUGAACUCAGUGAAUCCUCAUCUGAUGGAGAUUAUGACAGUGGUAAUGUGGCAUCAAUGUUCUUGAAAAAAACCACUACUGACGGAAUGAAGAAGGAUGAUAAGAGGAAAAAGAAUAAGAAGAAGAAAAAUAAAAUAAUUGAGGAUGAAGAUGAAGGUGAAUGGGAGGAGGUGAAAGGAGGAAUUCCUCUAGUUAUGGAAAAACCCAAAAUGUUCAGUAAAGACACAGAAAUCAAUCACGAGGCUGUCAUGAAAAAACUGACAGAGAUUAUUUCAGCUCGAGGCAAAAAGGCAACUGAUCGUAGUGAAAUGAUUGGCAUUCUGGAAGAACUUCUUGUUGUGUCGGAGAACAACAAACUAGGUCCAGCCAUGGCUUGCAAAAUAAUGUUUUCUAUUAUAGCUGCUAUUUAUGACUACAAUCCUAACAUUGCCACAAAUAUGAAACCAGAACUAUGGCAGAACUGCUUGUCUUAUGUAAUUAAACAACUUGAUCACUUAGUAGAAAAUCCUGACAUUCAGGUCAGUGAGAAUAUCCCAGAAGACAGUGAAAAUGUUGAGACUUCUCCUUAUAGAGUUCGAGGUUGCAUCUUAACUAUUGUAGAGAGAAUGGAUGAAGAAUUUAAAAAGAUGCUGCAAGGAUGUGAUCCUCACAGUACUGAGUAUAUUGAACGGCUUAAGGAUGAGCGUACUGUUUGUGAAAUCAUUGAGAAGCUCCAAUCUUAUUUAGAAAACAACCAAGUUCCAACCAAGGAACUCUGCAGGUGUUACUUAAGAAGAAUUGAACAUAUGUACUACAAGACUGAUGCUGGCAUUAAAUGCAGAGAUACAAUGGACAAAUUAUGCAAGUACAUCUAUGUAAAGGACUCAACUGACCGUCUGAGAACCCAUGCCAUUCUGUACCAUAUUUACUUCCAUGCCAUACAUAAUCGCUGGUAUGAAGCCCGUGACCUCAUGAUGAUGUCUCAUUUGCAAGACAAUAUUCAACAUUCUGACAUACCCACCCAGAUCCAAUACAAUCGUACAAUGGUGCAACUUGGAUUGUGUGCCUUCCGUCAGGGAAUGAUUAAAGACGCCCAUAAUGCUUUGGUUGAUAUCCAGUCAAUUGGACGGGCAAAAGAAUUACUUUCUCAGGGAUUGUUAUUGCAAAGGCAACAUGAACGAACUCCAGAACAAGAACUGAUUGAGAAAAGGCGUCAAAUGCCUUACCACAUGCACAUCAAUCUGGAGUUGCUUGAAUGUGUCUAUUUAGUCUCUGCUAUGUUGAUUGAAAUUCCAUACAUGGCAGCUCAUGAAUUUGAUGCUAGGAGACGUAUGAUCAGCAGAAACUAUCAUAAUCUACUUCGAAACAGUGAGAGACAAACACUGACUGGACCUCCAGAAAGUAUGAGAGAACACAUUGUGGCUGCUUCAAAGGCCAUGAAAACUGGUGACUGGGAAGCUUGUAAAAAUUUUGUCAUCAAUGAAAAGAUGAAUGGAAAGGUUUGGGAUCUGUUUCUGCAGGCAGACAAAGUACGCGCUUUAAUUACCCAGAAGAUUCAAGAGGAAAGUCUGCGUACAUAUUUGUUCACAUACAGCAGUGUAUAUGAUACCCUCAGUAUGGUUACACUCAGUGAGAUGUUUCAGUUGGAGCCAGCAGUUGUCCACUCUAUUAUCAGCAAAAUGAUCAUUAAUGAAGAACUAAUGGCUUCAUUAGAUGAACCAACCCAAACUGUGGUGAUGCAUCGCACAGAGCCCACCCGCCUUCAGUCUUUGGCCCUGCAGUUAGCGGAAAAGGUGGCUAAUCUUGUUGAGAACAAUGAGCGCAUUUUAGAGAAUAAGCCAGCCUUGAACUACUACAAGACCGGAGGCUAUGACGGUAAUCAACAGAUGAAUAGAUGGGGAAGGCGUGAUCAGCAAUGGAAUAAACGUGAUUCCAACAAAUGGGGUAAUCACAAUGAUUAUAAUCAACAAUGGAAUGACAAGAGAGACAAUUGGAAGAAUAGAGAUAGGGAUCAGUGGGGCAACAAGUCUCGACGAGAUAAUCGUGGUUCUCGAUUUAUUCAAUCUAUUUUUUUUUUCUCUCUCUCUCUCUCUCAAAUACCUCAUAUUCUUUUAUACUCCCAUCUGUUUUGA
Acanthosepion pharaonis is the source of this 2553-nucleotide messenger RNA. The record is from the annotation of a GenBank genome assembly. Lineage: Eukaryota; Metazoa; Mollusca; Cephalopoda; Sepiida; Sepiidae.